AUGCCGACGCGGGACGGGCGGCGGCUGCUGGAGGCGCUGAGCGUGGAGCCGCCCGCGGCCAGAUUGAUGGCGGCCCGCGCCUGCAGCCACCGCGCCGCGACGGGGGACGGCACCAAGAGCUUCGUGCUGCUGCUGGCGGCCGUGCUGGGCGGGCUAAGGGCGGCGGGCGGCGGCGCCGGGUUGCGGCGGGCGCUGCGGGACUUUGAGACUCAAGUGCUGGAGCGGGCGGCGGCGCGGGGGCUGCGGCGGCACCUGCGNCGCGGCUCUGCGCCGAUGUGCCGGCGCUGCGCCCCGGCCGCCGCCGCACGCCCGCAGGUGCUGCGGCUCCUCGGCCGGCGGUUCGCGGAGCUGCACGCCGCCGUGCCCGGCCUGCCCCUGGCGAGCUCCAGGGUUCUGCCCGGCAUCGUCCUCCGGAGGGACUUCGCUGCCUACUGCCCGACGGACGGCGAGCUGCGGGCCCUGCUCGUCACCGAGCCCCUGCGGCCCGCCCUGACGGCCCCCGGUGUCGAGUUUGUUGUAGACUCCGAAGGUCAGUAUCAGGCUUCCCUGCGCUGGAUCACUGCGAGGACAGAAGCCUUAAUGAAACACUUGCAGAGUAACAAUGUUAAGCUGUUACUGUCGAGUGUGAAGCAAGAAGAAAUAGUUAUCUACUAUGCCAAAUUAUAUGGUGUGUCUGUGGUAGAGUGCUUAUCGUCGGAAGAAAUGGCUCUUAUCAGUGAAAUCACUGGUGUCUCCCCUUACGUGCCUUUUGGUGAUAGCAUGGACCGAGAAAUAACCGAAACUGCAGUGGUAACGUUUUGCCAGCCCUUACUGCUCGUCUCCAAGAGAUGUGUCCACAUUGGCUUUGCCAGCGUGUGUGCCUUCCAGCCCCAUUGCCUGAUCCUGUGUGGGCCGGUCGAUGGCGUUAAUGAGCAACAUGCUGCUGCUUUACAAGAGGCCUUCACAAUGCUGCAGCAGCUGUUUAAAACACUUGAUCAGAGGCAGGAAUGGAAAGCGGAUGGUGAAAGCCAGAGCAAAGCCUCAGAUAUUUGCACUUGGCAUUCUCCAGCUACUCAGAAACAACUGGUAAUAGAAAAUAUUUGCAAUAGUAACCAGGUUUCUGAAAGUCAGCUGAAAGCACUUAGUGACGAAACAGAGAGGAAAAAUUUUGACCCUGAUAAAAGUGAUCUGCUGAUCCACAAUCAAAAGAAUUACAGCACUCCUGUGUUAGUGGCACAUAACACUGAUGCAGUCGCUGCCUGUGAGUGCCUGGAUGUUGGCAAAGGUCUAGAGAAAACAUGUUGCCAUAUAGUACCAUUUAAACUGGAGGAGAGUUGUGCAGGUAUUGCACAGGAUUACUCCAACUGCCUCAUAGAAGCAGGAUCAGUUUUGCCAGUAGGAGGUUACUUUGAAAUCCUGUUACAUUAUUAUAUUCAGGAUUAUGCAAAAGAGUGUCAGCAGUCAGAGGUAAUGACUGUUUCUAACGUGGUUGCUGAUGCUUUGCUAAGUAUUCCCAAGGCCUUGUACGGGACAGCAGAACAGGGUGGCUUUACCAAAUUCUAUCUUGAAGCCAUUAAUUUACUCCAAAAAAAUCAGCCACUGCCUGUAAACGAUGAAGGCUUAGAGUCAGUGUAUUGCAAAUACCAGUUAGUCAUUUCAGUUCUUCAUUGUGUUACAGAGCUUCUCUCCAUAGACUUAGUAAUUGGUAUUAGGCGAUUAUUAGGCGAUCCUCAAAAAAUUGAGGAUCGUGACUCAGAAGAUGAUACUUGAAAUCAUUAAUAAAGAAUGAUUUUUGUAUGUGUUGUUUCAUUGUGUCUUCUUGUCAAGUGGACACCCUCAAAAGUCCAUGCUAGAAACUAAAAGAUGCUUCUUCUCUUAGAAGAUAAAAGCUAACUGUCAGUCUAGGACACAAAAUAGAAAGAUGCAGAUACUGGAUUUUCUAAGGUGAAAAAGAGAGAAGUUUAAUUCUGACUCCAACAUUUAUAGAUUUCUAAAAGUGACAGUGGAUUGGAGGGUGAAAGUGCCACCUUUCCAAUGACACUAGACAAACCAACAGUCCA
Messenger RNA from Onychostruthus taczanowskii (white-rumped snowfinch), 2039 nucleotides. RefSeq names its product Bardet-Biedl syndrome 10 (gene BBS10). Lineage: Eukaryota; Metazoa; Chordata; Aves; Passeriformes; Passeridae. Gene Ontology annotation, biological process: chaperone-mediated protein complex assembly. The record is from RefSeq and is a predicted model, not a curated record.